Molecule: messenger RNA, 2613 nt
Organism: Mesorhabditis spiculigera
Lineage: Eukaryota; Metazoa; Nematoda; Chromadorea; Rhabditida; Rhabditidae
Source: the annotation of a GenBank genome assembly
AUGGACUUCAACAACCCCUACUCCGGCUACCAAUACGGCUGGGGAAAUGUGCAGCCGCCGCUCCAGCAAACCAAGGACCAGCUGAACGCUCAAUACAACUCUGCGUUCGCCGUCGGUGAUACGUCAAAGCUGGCCACGGGACCGUUCGGUGUGGGCGUCCCACAACAAAACAAACCUCUUGGCGGAUACUGGGCGCAGCCUCAAUCGAACAAGCCGGCCCAGAAUGCCCAAAUGUCGAACUACACGCCGAUGGGCGGAUUCGCAGGCCCGUCUCCAUUCUCGAAGGCUGGCCUCGGGUUCCCGAAGAAGAGCAACAACUGGCAGGAUAAGAAGCGACAAAGCGCUGUUAAGAAACCAUACGAUCCCACCGGGAAGUCGCCUGCCAUGCUGCUGCACGAGCUUUUCAAGAAUGUCCAGGAACGCUGCGAGCCAGUCGACGCGAAGCCACCGGGACAGAUCCCAAAGAUGUAUCGCGCGAUUGUCACCGUCGAAGGAGGCGAAUAUAUUGGUGAAGGGAAUAAUAAGAAGUAUGCCAAGCAGAAAGCCGCUGAAGCUGUGCUGAAAGCCUUGCGCCCGGACAUUCAAAUCUCGCCGUGGGAAGACACCGAGAAGCCUGCCGCUCCAAAGCAAGAGCCCCCAAAGAAGAAGGCGAAGAUGUCUGAGGAGGCUACGACGGGCGUGACGACAAAGGCAAACCAGAAAGAAAAUGCUGGCAACCGGGUGCCACCGAUGGAAUCGGCGCUAUCCCUGGUCGAUCUGUUGCGGAAGAUGUGCCUGGACCACCCUGGAUUCGAAGAGAUCAAGAUGGAACACACCAACAUCACCGAGGGCGAUCAGGCCAAGGUGCCGCCGAAUAAGCACAAGUUCCGGUUCACUCUCUCGUUCCCGAACCAAAACAAAUCGUUUGUGACGGAGGGCUAUGGGAAGACGAAUCCGAAGGAUAUGGCAGUUCGCGAGGCACUGACCACGCUAUUUGGCGUCUCCGACACCGAGAUCCAAACAAUCGUCAAACGCUCGCUGGUGCCGAAGUUGGCUCAGAUGAACGCUCUCCAGGUGCUCUAUCACGUCACUGCCUCGAUGAACCGCGAGGCCACCUUCACCGUUUUGGAGAAGGAGAAAGAAGAUGUGACGAAAUUCCAGCCUGGGCCAACAGGAUACUACGCAGAACUGAUGAUAACGGAUAAGAGCAAUCCCGACCAAAAAAAUAAAAUCACUGGUGCGCCGGCCGCCUCGAAAAUGGAGGCGAAGCUGAACGCAGCCAAGAAGGCCAAUUUGGAGGUAUUCGAUAUCGAUAUGGACAAUCUAUCGACCAAGCCCGUGGUUCCUGUACCGGCAACACAGAAGCUUCAUCUUCUUCUCACCAAACUGCACCGUGGAAAAAUGCCCACCAUGGUCUAUGAAGAUCUCCCGUCCGAAACACCCGGCAACAUCCCCAACUUCCGCGUGAAAAUCAAGAUUAACGACAAGGAGGAGUUCUUCGGCGUCGGCAAGAGCAAGAAAUCCGCUAAGAACGAUGCGGCACACCAGGCGCUAAAGGGCAUCUUCAAGUUUGACUACGAUGAGACCCUCAACAACGACCCGGCUCCUUGCCUGGGCACCAGCAAGAGAUGCUAUGAGAUUGCCGAGUUCACGAAACGAGAAUACUUCCAAAUGUGUGGAUUUUACGGACUGGGACGAUGCUCGGACAUGGCGGCCUUUUAUUUGAUCAACGAGAAGGACGAAAAGCGUCUCCUUUCAAUUGGCAGCUGCAUGCAAAGCACUAUUGAGCCUGGGCUGCUAAAAUCAGCCGACGGACACGUUCUGGUGCACAUGCAGUCCAUCGUCCUGGCGCGUCGCAGCAUGAUCAAGUACUUCAUGACGGAGCUCGAGCGGCACGAGGCUGACCCUGAGUCCUGCAUUUUCAUGAAGACAGAGGCCGGCACCUUCCGUCUCAAGCCGAACCUGCGCGUGAUCAUGUACUCCACCUUCGCCCCCGACAUUCGAUUCGCGUCACCGAACAGCCCGAAUCCAAGCCUGGCUGUCUACGGAAAGGAUGGUCCCGAGCGUGCCCCCGAAGAUCAGCAAACGAUCGAGCAAGCCGUGGCCGAUGGGCCACUUCGAGUACACUGCGUCGCCGACAAGCUCUUCAAAUGGUGCCACCUUGGUCUGCAAGGUGCGCUCCUAUCCAACGUCCUCGAGCCAAUCCAACUCUCAUCCGUCUACUUCGGCUCGAUCGGCCAAUAUGAAGACGCCGAGCUUCGCCACGCCUUCUACAGUCGCAUCGGCGCUUCCGUCACCGACGAUACCGUCGUGGAGACAAGCAAGUCCACCAUCGUUCCAACCUUCACGCAGCCCCACGUGUGGACUCGUAACAUUGAACAUAUCGAGACGCUCGACUUGAAGACAGGCCGCACCAUCCGAGGCACUCCUUCACGUCUCAGCAAGGCCGAGCUCUUCGAGUCGUUCAUUCGUCAAUAUCCGGAGCUCAACUCGCACACCUACCUCGAACUGAAGCAGCGUUCCGAGAACUAUCAGACAAUGAAGGGCCAUUUCCGCAAUAAGCUCGCCGAGGUUGGCCUUGGCCACUGGCAGCAGAAGCCCGAAAGCAUCGACGACUUCAAGGCUGUUUCCGCU